This is a messenger RNA of Papaver somniferum (opium poppy), 870 nucleotides long. RefSeq lists its product as uncharacterized. The transcript has a single exon. The record is from RefSeq and is a predicted model, not a curated record. NCBI's taxonomy places the organism in Eukaryota, Viridiplantae, Streptophyta, Magnoliopsida, Ranunculales, Papaveraceae. Bases 1 to 870 code for a protein of 289 amino acids.
AUGAUAAAUGGUAGCCCUGAAGGUUUUUUUAGUAUCUGUGGAGGUUUGCGCCAAGGUGAUCCUCUUUCUCCUUUGAUUUUUGUGCUCAUUGAAGAUAUUUUAAGUCGUAAUGUCUCUAAGUUGUUUGCAAGACAUAGCAUGCAUGUUAUGGUCAGAAAGAAAGGCGUGGCGCCUACAUACCUUCUUUUUGCGGAUGAUAUACUUAUUUUCUGCAGAGGUAAUCUUCUGAGACUGCAAAAUUUAAGGAAAUUGCUCGAUAUGUAUCAAGCAGCUUCUGGCCAAAGCGUUAAUUACGUCAAGAGUAAAUUUUAUUAUGGAGGUGACUCAGAUUCACGAGCUAUUGCUAUUUCAAAUUAUUUGGGCAUGGAAAGAGCUUUAUUCCCGGAUAGAUAUUUGGGAAUCCAAUUGAAGCCUGGAAUUGUUCGCCAUAUUCAUGAUAGGAAAGUUGUGGAGAAGAUUAUGGACAAGUUGGCCGGUUGUAAGGGUAAGCUUCUAUCUUUCCAAGCUAGUCUUUUUCUAAUUAGAUCGGUAAUUUCGAUCUACGUUAUUCAUUCUAUGGUUGUGUACAUAUGGCCAUGUACUAUUAUUAAGCAGGUGGAAAGGGCUAUUAGAAAUUUUCUUUGGUCUGGAGAUGCUGAGAAACGUAGGUAUUUUAUGGUUCUUUAUGAUAGCAUGUGUUGUUCAAGGCGUGAAAGUGUUCUAGGGAUUAAUAAAUUGUUGGAUGUUAACGAGGCCAUGCUUAUGAACUUGUGGGUUACUAUCCGUGAUUCAGACAAGAUUUGGGCCAGAUUUUUGAGGGCAAAAUACUUCAAAAUCAAUGGUAAUUUGAUUGAUCGUAAACUGGGGUUCCUCGGUUUCUCAGGGAAUUAG